Saitoella complicata NRRL Y-17804 is the source of this 942-nucleotide messenger RNA. RefSeq names its product Calcipressin-domain-containing protein. Gene Ontology annotation, molecular function: calcium-dependent protein serine/threonine phosphatase regulator activity; nucleic acid binding. Gene Ontology annotation, cellular component: cytoplasm; nucleus. The coding region runs from base 1 to 942 and encodes 313 amino acids. Gene Ontology annotation, biological process: calcium-mediated signaling. The record is from RefSeq and is a predicted model, not a curated record. The transcript has a single exon. Lineage: Eukaryota; Fungi; Ascomycota; Saitoellomycetes; Saitoellales; Saitoellaceae.
AUGAUUUCAGAUUCAGCAUCAACUCCGCCUCUUUCCCGCUCCUCGAGUACAACAACAACAAGCGCACCCGGCUCCCUCUCCCGCCGCCGGACGAUGUCGAACCCACUGUCACUCUCCCUCUCCCUCGAUCUAUCCUCAAUCCCGGCAUAUAUCCCACCCUCUGCUCCCACGAAUACGCUCCUCCUCACUAACCUCGCACCCGAAGUCUUCGAUUCCGCACACUUGACGGCGUUACGGAGUUUAGUCGAGGAAUUGGCUGCUGCAGACGGGAAACUGGAGACCUGGGCCCCCAUCCGCAGCUUCCGUCGAAUCGUCGUCGUCUUCUCCGGCGAAUCCGAAGUAGCCGGACAAGAAGGCGUCGAAGCUGCGGCUAAGGUGCGCGGGGUGUUGGACGGGGACGUCGUCGGCGGUGAACGCAUCCGAGUCUACUACGGCGAACACACACCCUUCACCCACCACCAUUCAUCCUCCUCCCCAUCAUCACACAAAGACGAACUCGAAGUUCCCGGGCGCGACAAACAAUUCUUGAUUAGUCCACCGCCGAGUCCGCCGGUAGGGUGGACGUCUAGGGAGGAGGAUGCGCCGAAUAGGGAUGUGCACCAUGAUAGCCAUGCUGGUGAUCUCUUGGCUGCGCUGGCGAGGUUUAAGUCUUCGGCGUCUGCGAACUCGUUUGCCGACGACGAAGGCGACACCAAGACCGUGGGAUUGGGAUUGGGACUCGGACUGGAGGAAGUGAAAGAGGCGCCGGUUUUGAGACUCCGCGAGCCGGAUGGUGAACAACCCGGUAUCGUCGUCGAAGACUGGGAUGGCAAAACUGCAUCUGGGUCUGCGUCCGACAAUGACGAAGGCUUCGUGUUAAGGAUUCCUACACCGGUGCCUAGCGGGAAGGGGGAGAGUGUGGAGAAGGUUAGGACGAGUCGGCCGCCGGUUGAGUUUAUGUGA